GAGCAAGCCCUCGCGCGGGUGGAGGCGUGAGCCCUCGCGCGGGCGCGGGGGCCAGGAGCGGGCCGCGAGUCCGGCGCGGCCACCCCGCCUCGGGGGCGCCGGCCCGGGCGGUGGCGCCCUGCCGCUGGAGGACCUGCGGCGGCGAGUCGAGGACGAGCUCGGCCGGGAGAUGGUGCGGGAAGAGCUGCUCGCCAUGGAGGUCGCGGGUCACCCCACGGUGCCAGACGCGGAGCAGCUCGCCGUAGUGGACGUGAGGGCCCCCUCCCCAGAGCGCGCCGGUCCGGGCUUCGGUGCCUACCAGCUUGGCAGCGCCCUGCGUGGGCCAGGAGAAGAGGAUGCCGACGAGGGGGACGACCCACUGGGGGCGUUCGCAGCAGAGCCACCAGAGGACGACCCACUGGGGCUGCGUGGCCCACCGGAGGACGAAUCAUUGGGCUAUGCAGCACAAGAGGCAGGCGCUGCGGCAUCCAGCAGCCCUCCAGCCCCCCUGGCGGGCAGCCCGCGCGCAAGCGGGAGGAGCCGCGGAAGAGAGCUGGACUGUGAGAGCGUUCCUCCAGAGCGGCCGUGGCAACCAGGGUCCGCGGACGAGGCGGCCAGCGAUGAGGGCAGCUGGAAGCUCGGCGGAGGUGCCGCUCGGGGCGCCCCUGGGUCGCGUGGUGGCGAUCGCGCCCCUGGGGCCGCGGCGGCGGCCAGCCCCCCCUCCCUGCGCGGCAGGCCCCGCGCUGGGAGCAGCUCGGAGCGCUCGAGCUUCCGCCCUUGCGCAGCGGAGCUGCAGCACCAGGCUCCCGCUGGCGGGCCGCCGGAGCGCGCCGGCCUGGCUGGCCAGGGCGAGCGGGAGCGGUCCGCCAGCAGCAGCCGCCGCCGCGGCAGCGGCGCGGCUGGCGGGCAGGCGGGCGGAGUCCUCAUCGAUGAGCGCGCUGAUGCUGGCUCGGUGGACGGCCCCCCGGCGAGCGGCGCUGCGAG
Messenger RNA from Prorocentrum cordatum, 963 nucleotides. The record is from the annotation of a GenBank genome assembly. Lineage: Eukaryota; Dinophyceae; Prorocentrales; Prorocentraceae.